Strongylocentrotus purpuratus (purple sea urchin) is the source of this 3628-nucleotide messenger RNA. Its product is annotated as NLR family CARD domain-containing protein 4-like. The transcript is spliced from 10 exons. The coding region runs from base 38 to 3097 and encodes 1019 amino acids. The record is from RefSeq and is a predicted model, not a curated record. Lineage: Eukaryota; Metazoa; Echinodermata; Echinoidea; Camarodonta; Strongylocentrotidae.
UUCUCUAUUUAUAUGUUGACAUUUUUCCUCAGCCUGAAUGCUAUUCAUGAUGGCAAAGAGGCAGAAAACCGGAGAGAUGACUGAACCCCUGAGUGAUGUCACACCAAGUGAAAGCGGUCAAACAUUGAGUCAAGCACAUGGAUUUGAUGACGUCAUCAUCAAAGUAGCAAAUGCUAUAUCAGAUGAUGGCGAUUUAAUGAAACUUGGUACUGAGCUGGAAGUCCGGAUUCCUGAUAUCAACCGGGCAUUAGCUACCAAUUGGGCUGGAGGUAAAAAGACAUGGCAUGGUAACGUGAUGAUGCUCCAGAACUGGGCAGAGACGGUCGAAUCAUCCAAGCGACUUCCAAUUCUUAGAGCUGCUCUCAAAAACGCAGGCUUACGAGAAGUGGAAGAGACAUGUUUCACGUCAAGCGGCUGCAGUGGUGACGAUGAGGCGAUGCCAAGUGACAUAAUGAGGUUAAGAGAACAACUGAAACGUAGAUAUCGCAAGAAAUUUGGUCGGAUCAAAACAUCGCCUGUGAACCCUGCGUCACGAACAUGGCUUCAGCACAUCUAUGUCAGUCUCGUCCUGAUGUUGGGAUUGGAAGGGGAAAAGGAGGAGUCAAUAGAUUAUGAUGGGUUGUUUAAAUUCAUCAAAACUGACACACCGACAGGUUUUGUAACACGAUUAGCUUUCAUUGGAGAAGCUGGUGUAGGGAAAUCAACGCUGUUUGCUAAGAUAGCUCUUGAUUGGGCUGAGGGUAAAAUUCUUCAAGAAAUAAAUCUGCUUUUUCUUGAAUCAUUUCGAGAGAUUAAAGAGAGCGGAUUCUUUGGGGAUACUGUCAUGGGCCAUUUCCCAGAUGAUUCAGAAAUAAAAGGGGAACGGAUUGAUGACUAUAUCAAGAACAAUCAGAGAAAAGUCCUUAUCUUAUUGGACGGACUGGACGAAGCACGAAUCGACAUCAAGAAGCCAAAUCGCAAUGACGCUAUCGUAUCGAUCGUAAGAGGAGAACGAUUCAUUGAUACCCCGGUUGUCAUCACAACCCGUCCUUUUGGAGCAGAUCAGAUCAAGAGCAUCAUGACGAUUAAUGAGCACUACACGUUUGGUAAGGUUAAGGGCUUCACAAAGAAAAACAUGUCAAAAUAUAUCAAAAACUUUUUCAAAGAUGAUUCUCAGUCUGCUUCGACCCUCAUUAACUUCAUUGAUACAAACCAAGUGGUUUCCGAGUACAUGGCACCUUUCCCGAUAUUCUGCUGUAUGCUAUGUACCCUGUGGAAAACGCCUUCUCGGCGGGAAAACAUUCAGAUAAUGGAAACAUUCUCGCAACUAUUGAAGCGUCUUGUCUUUUCACUUCAAGAGCAAUACUCUUCCAAACCUAAUGAAUUAGAAGAGGGCUAUGGAAGCCGCAUGAAGAAAGCUAGUAAAAAUAUGAGAGAUAUUGGUUGUAUCGCAUUCGAAGGUCUGUUGGAUAAACAGUUCAUCUUUGAUGAAAAAGCAUUCGGCUUAUGCACAGAGGCUGCAAUGAUUGCAUGCGAGGUCGGGAUUCUUAGCAUGGAAAUAAGGCCAGCACCCUUGCAAAUCAGAGAAAGUCAGCAAGAGCAAUUCAUUCAAGAAUUCUCUUUCCCUCAUAAGUUACUGCAGGAGUACAUAGCAAGUUUCUACCUUGCAUUGCUGUUCGACGAAGAUCGUCGAGAAUUCAACAGAAUCCUGGCAGACAGUCUUUUAGAAGACUACAUGGAAUUCAGGUAUGUCUUGUACUUUACUGCAGCUCAUGCAGGUGAAGUAGGAAAGUCGGUCCUGGAAGCUCUAUGCAAGGAAGUUGAUGACGUGGAGUUCAUCAUGGAGGUUGCUUUUGAAUGUCAUGAUUCAGAGGUCAUUGAUCCCGUCAGGAAUCUUCUGAAGGCGAAGGCAGUUCUUGACCUUAGUUCUGAUGAUCCAAUCGCCGCAUAUGUCUUCACACUGAAGUCAAUAGGGAAAGAAGUAGUAAGAAGGAGUUCUUCCAUUUGUGAAACAUUGGGUGUUAACAAGUCUUUUGAAACUAAAGCAUCAUCGUCGCAUGUAGCAGCAGUAGGUCUCUUCACAUUACAGAACUUACGAUACUUGACCAUUAGAAUCAAGCGUCUGGAUGAUGAAUUCUGCACAGGAAUGUCUGCUGCAGCUUCACAGUCCAAGAUUGAGAAGCUACGGCACGAGAACGCAGAUCUGGGUUCUGCUGCAUCCUCUCUUUACGCGAGAGGUCUCUGCUCCAUGCCAAAUCUUCGAUCAUUGCAUCUGGACUAUAUGGAGCUGAGUGAUGAGUUCUACUCAACGAUGGCCUCUGAGGCAUCAAAAUCAAAGAUUAAGGGGCUAACGCAUGAACACGCAGAUCUGGGUUCGGCUGCAUCUUCUCAUUAUGCGAGAGGUCUCUGCUCCAUGCCAAAUCUUCGAUCACUGGAUCUGUACUCUGUAAAGCUGAGUGAAGAGUUCUACUCAACGAUGGCCUCUGAGGCAUCAAAAUCAAAGAUCCAGAUGCUGGUUAUGGAUGAUGUUUCCAUGAUGACUCCAAGUCGACUACACUCCAUUCUCUCGCUACCAUGCCUCGAGUCACUAACCUUGAAGAAUAUCAGACCAGUUGACAUGGACGAUGGAGAGACACUGAUUCCUCAAAUAACCUCAGUAGAUGAGCUAUGUGUGGAUUGUGAGGAUGUGACCACCCUGUGGAAUCUUGGACUUCAUACAUCAUGUCCCCGAGUUCAAAAACUCCAACUGAACUGGCAGAACGAGGAGAAUUUCUCAUCAGACGUCGUCACAAUGGCCUGCUCUCCAUUUCAUCAUCUAACUCACCUUCACAUGCAGGAAAUACAGCAAUAUGCAUUGUGGCCAUUAAAUACACUGAAUGAUCCCGUGUCAUUUUGCGAUGCGGUUAAAACAUCAUGUCCUCGACUCACCAAACUGUCCAUUAGCAUAAUUGGCCUGAACAACAAGAAGGCAGCUGAGAUUAUCAAACUCAUGAAGACUCAUCCACACCUGAAAAGCAUAGAGUUGGAUACUUGUGAUACCAACGCGGAUCUGGAUCCACUGAUUUCUGAGGUGAACAGUGAAGGCGAGCUGACUGUCACAGUGAUGCAUGGAAAGUGAUGAUGAAUGGGAAUAUUACGCUCAAGUAAUAUGUGGUUUCGCCAUCAAGCAACAACGUAUCAAAAUUGUUAACAUAUUAGAAGGUGAUCAUCAUCAGACCACGUGAUGACAGCAGACUGCUACGGCCUUGAAAAUGAAACCUGUUGAAUGUGGAGGCAACCAGGCUACCCGAAUAACUAACUCUGACCGGUUUGUGUUUUCUCAUAUUGGCUAUACUGUAUUAAAUGAUAGUGAUAAUAUAUUGCAUUGCACAAUCAUAACAAGGUCAUCAGGAAUUGAAUCCGUAAGGAUCUGUUGAUAUAUCCUUCAUCACGGUGAUACAUGUAUUCUGUAAGAAUUCAAAUGAGCUUUCCGGUAUACCAGCAUUUAUUUCAUGAAAUAGGAGUGAAAGAAUUUGUAUCAAAUUUUUCCUGUUUAACAGACAAUUCAUCCAUUAUCAAGAAAGAUUCUUGAAAAUACAGUGUGUAAAAUUUAUAUACUCGAUCUAGACAAGCUUUAGUCAUAUUUCUGUCGUAUCCAAUACAUUCUUGC